AAAAUUAUAAAAAGAAGUUACUUAUGUGUAUUAGACAUAAUUUGUUUUGCAAAAAUGUACACGCAAAAGCGCAUACAAAUCUCGUAAUUAUUAUUUAUGUGUUUGUAUUGAUUUGCGCACGUGUGCGUUGAUAAACAUAUAGAUUUGUUGUACGUGGACAUCAGUAAUAUACAUAUUUACAAAUACAUACAUAUCAGUAGAUGUAUGUAUGUAUGUAUGUGUCUGCAAAAAAUUGAUCUAAUACAGAAAAUUCCGACAGAAUGAAAACUUCUGACGAGAAGACGAAUCUUUCACUUUAAGGAACAACAACAAUAACAAUAAAAAAGAAUCCAACCAAUACCACCGUUAUCAAUACGAACCAAAGAACAUGACCGAAUAAUUCCAACAAUAAUAAGAAGAAUAACUACAGCAACAUAAAGCAACCGAAACAUUUACAAUAACAAAAGUAACUGUAGCAGUAGCGACAGCAACAGCAACAGCAACAACUCACCACCAUCAACCCACCCUUGUUGCAUUCGCAUUUACUCAUAAUCACAGCAAACUCACCUCCAGCGCCACUUUGCCAGUCAACGUCUUUUGCUUGAACGCUUACAACAACACAGACACACAGACACACACACAAACACACAAACACACAGCCCAAGACUAGUAACCGCCUGCCCUCACUCGACCCUCUUGCGGCGUUACGUGAUAUAGCCGAAGGGAUAUAGCGCACAUCCUCCGUGUAUGCCAACAAACAAACAGUUAACGUUUGUAGUAGAGCUACCCAGGCGAACCGAAUAGACAAACCGGCACUCGAAAUCGGAAGCUCACCUACACACAGUAGCGCGCACACAUACUCAUAAGUCGCGCUCUCUCUUAGUCUUUCUGGCGUUCGAGUGUUCUGGCACUCUCCAACAACAACAACAACAAACAAACAAUUUUAACAAAUUCUGAAUUCUAGUGCAGUCGCAACAAAAAUAAACAAACAAAUUGUGGGAAAGCAUUUUUGAGCGACAAACGGUAAACAAACAGAGGAAAACAGCCGUAAAAGAAGAAAGCCGAAAAAGCAGAGCAGGCGAUAGGAAGCAUCCGGCGAAGGUGGGCUGUAGCGUAGGAGGAAGGAACUGUUAUUACGACAACUAUUUCACAUUUUACUCUAGCGGUGUGUACGGUUAUCGCAUGUCCUAGUAAAGAACGUUGUUGCUAGUGUUGUUGGACACAUUUCCGCUUUGUUACUAAAACAAUAAGCCAAAGGAUAUGAAGGAUGUACUACUACUGUUGAUGAUGAUGCUGAUGAGGAUGCGAUGGCGGCUGCAGAAUUCGCAAAGGAUAAGUUCUUUGGUGACGAAAUCCGUCCAUUGAUGUCAACACAUACAGGAAAUAGACUAAAAUGUUAAAGUCAAUAAUUACAUAGAAAUAAGAAUACGAAAAAGCUAUUUUAAGUUACAUCGAUCACAUACAUAUAUAUAAAUAUAUUUAUAAAACCCGGACACGAUGUUCGGAUCGAAAUUGCGUUCAUGGAUGGAAAACCACAUCGGGCGACCGCGAAAGAAGGGUGCCAAAAAUAAAACAGGAAGCAGCAGCACUGUCAGUGCCGCCAAUGCCGCAGGCUGCAGUCAUGAGGCGUAUCAGCAUUACACAAGCAAUAACAAGAAGAUUUCCAGCACCAAUGCAAACGCCAUAUAUUCGCUUCAUCACGCGCACAGCAAUGGCGCGUCCUCUACGUCAACAUCAAUCACUGCCAACAACUCGUCCGCGACUUCGGCGCCAACAAUGACAACGGUAAUAGCGCCCGGCACGAUGUCCUCAUUCGGUGCUAAUCAUCACAAUGGUACAGGUGGAGGAGUUGGUGGCUGUGGCAGUGGAAGUGGUAGCGGCUGUGGCAGUGUUAUUUCGAGUCCAGUCAGACGUCGUGAAGUCUCGCCUAUUCAAGGCCAUACACAGAGCCGUUACGGUUGGCAGUCACCGGAUCAGGAAGCAAUCACGUCACCAAAAUCGGACAAUUUCCUAUAUGCACCACAACAUCGCGUACGCAGUCAGUCGCAUCACUCUAGUCAUCAACAUAAUCAGCAGCAGCAGCAACAACAGUUGCAGCAGCAUCCUUAUACGGCACCAAAUAGUAAGGAUAAUUCUAGUGAGGAGCGUUCAAUGCAAACAAAGCCAUAUGCAAAAUCAUAUAGUCAGCCUAUGCCGUUGGCACAGCAGCAGCAGCAGCAACAGCAGACACAGCUACAACAUAGUGCACUUCAGCAACAACAACAACCGCAUCCCGCCGAUUGCUCCUCAUCAUCGAUCUCGUCCUUGUCAUGGUCCACCGGUUCCAAAGAACCUUCAAUGAACUCAAGCACCAAUCACAAUAGCAACAAUAACAACACUAACCAAAUCAGUGGCAACAAUAACAAAUUGCUUUCAAAGUCUUUACCAACAGCCGAACAACAAAAUGCCAGUACCACCGAUUUGCGCCACUACGUGGAAGAGGAUCCAAAUACCGUUCAUUACGAGGAGAUACGCACCAUUCUACGUCAUCCCGAGCAUUGUAGUUCCACUUACAACAAUAACAACACGAAUCCAUUUCUAAUGCAUGAACGUCCCAAAUCAGAGCAACUCACUUCAUUCACGCCCAUACGUUCUCUUUACGCCGAUCGACGCUCACAGGAUGACGCAUCUACACGCUACGGACGUCUCUUGCCAUCGAAGAUACAGAGCUGCAGCAAUUCGAGUGACAGUUUGAAUGCAAACGGCUCGGUUAAGUACGUGAGAAGUGGCAGCGCUGAGUAUAUAUCUCAACAGUAUCAGUAUUCUGGUAUGGGUUUGAUGAGUACGAAUUCGGGUGAAUUUGUGGUAAAUCACCAGGUGGGCCAAGCUGGCGGAUUGGGAGGAGUGCACUGUCAACGAGCCCGCUUGCGUGGCGGACGUUUUGGUAAUGGUCAUGCUGCUUUGAAUGGUGCGCAGCAGCAAGUAGCUGGUGUAGUGGGAGCACCGCUGCAUAGUCUCUCCUCGCCGGAGAGUGCUUACUCUACUGGCUACUCCACCGAUGGUACUUCGCCAGGCGCCAUUUACACGCCACCUGAGUACUACAUUAAUAUGCGUACAGGCACACAUUAUUUUCCGAAGAGCGUCAACUCACUGGCUAUUGAGGCACAGCGUUACAAGUUUGGUCUGAAUAAAAUUGAAGAAAUGUCUCCCAUCGAUCCAAUGCCAAAGACAUCAUUUGCCAAUGCCUCCGGUCUGUACAAACGCGCCGAUUCGUAUGAUAUGGGCCAAGGCUGCAGUAACAACAACGGCAUGCAUCACGAGCCUUUCAUUCCACUGGAUACCUCACAUAAUGUUAAGCAUCCAGACAACAUUGGACGACACAGCCCUUUAGCCUUGCGUAAUGCCAUUGUUAUACCCACCUUGAAGGGUUUUGAAUCACCCUCCCCAAGGCAACGUUGCCGUAUUCGCACGAAUCCUUGGUAUCUCACAUCGGAGGCAAACACACAAACUACAGGUAACGUAAGCGUACAGAAUGUGCUUACAUUUUUGCCACCACCACCACCAACCCAGCCUCCGCCAACGGCGAUGUCUACAACAUCUGACACGUCGACGAUUUCCUCGUCAGCACACUCAACGAUGACGCCUGAGGCGUUAAGCACGCCAAUGCGGCACCACAAGCAUAGUAAGAUGGUGACGAGUGGAAGUUCGGAUGGAGGGCGUAGGGACCAUGAUGCCGUAAGCACAUCAUCUUCAGGCAAGAGAUCUAGUAAUGCACCAACAGAUGGACGUCGGGUAGUGCAACACAUCCAACAGACAAGUGACAUGCACAAUGGCGGUAUGGCGGUUACUGGAUAUGAGUCGACAGAGAGCUCUUCGUCCUUGACUGAAGUGGAGAAUAUGCAAAGGACUUACACACCGAACACUGUGCGCCGGAAACGCGCCGAACAAUUGCAAGUUAAGGUUGCACAGCCGUUGGCUGCGGCUCUAGCGGGUGUAUGCGUUAUAGGUGGGGAGCGUGCUGGUAGGAAUAGAGAGCCGGCACUUAGUGACGAUGAUGCCACACUGAACGAGAUGAUGGGUAAAUUCGACGAGAGUUAUGUUUAUGAGAAGGAGACUGAUAUACUGAGCAGUGAUUCUGACCCAACAGAUUGCCCUUCGGAGUUGGACACUGGACAGGAUGCAGGAGAUGAGUGCGACACUGAUGAGCUGCUUGACAUAGAUUUCAUUGAUACCUCAUCCAUGCAAGAGGUUUCGGAGCGAAAGGAUUCCGACUGCAAUUUGGGCAGCUGUUAUUACUACAGUCCAAAGCGAGAAUCAGUGCGACGGAACAGUGAGACCCGCGUUUCUGUACGCUCGCGGCGAAAUUCGCGAAAUGCGAAACAAGAGGCUGGUAAUGGCGUAUCAGCUCCUGGAAGUUGUUCGCAACGUCGACGUAAGCGUUUUUUGAAAACACGCAAGAAGAGUGCGGAAAAUCGCACGGAACAAUCGCAAUCUCCGCACAAGCCACGCAAAUCGCGCAGUGUAGGCGGCACGCCAGUGUGCGUACGUAGGCAAAGACAUAUCACAGCUGUAAAUAGAAUAUACGAGACUUCACCACUCGCCCAUCGAUCCAGCUCACUGGUGUUUACGGACGUGCGUGACACAAAGCGGUUUAUGACUAUCGCUGAGAGUGAGCGGGCUUUGUUGAAAGCAGACUUAGAGGCUGAUGUUAAAUACAGGCAACUCAUACAAGAAGCUGAGUCGAUUUUGGUCUCCAUGAAAAAUAGUAUGCAAAGUAUUCCCCGCGACACACCUGUUUCUAGUCCACGUCGAGUCAAUCCGCUCGCCAAUAAACGCGUAGAAAUGCUGAAGAACUGUGAGGCCGAUACACGACGCGAGCAGUUGAAACAAGCUCAACAACGUUCUUUGGAUGCCAUGCAAUCCGAGAAGCAACAGAGGCAGCAACAACAAGACCUGGCUGCUGCCAUUAAUCGUCGUAUAGAUUUACUGAGACAUGCGCCGGCUUCUGCACCGAACAGCCCACGUUUCAGUCGUUGCAGUCCACGCAAAACCCACUUAACAAAUUUCAUCAAUCAGAAUGUGCCACCCGAGGUGCCGCCACGCAAAGCACUAGAUACCACGAAACCACCGCAGUCGCCACAGUUGCAAUUGAAUGGUCGAUGCAUGCGACAGAGUCCAACUGGCACCCCAUUGCAGGAGCGUCGUUUCCGUAGUCAAUCACCAGUGUCGCGACACAAGUUCAGUGGAUUCUUGCAACGAACUCAAAAUUUCGAUAGUGAUUCUGAAUCGGAAACCCAAAACGAGUGUGACGGUGGUGAAUUGAGUAGAGAUGAUUGUAGCGCCGCAGUCGUGGAUGCAGUAAAUCACAACUAUUUGCCAGAGUUUGCGCGACUUUCACGCUACGAUGAAGCAGAUCUGAGCAAUCACAAUGUGGCUAACUCGAAGGUGAAAUCAGGAAAAUCAGUGGAAGACUGGCAGGCGAGAAUGUUACAUGCAUGUCCGCAGAGUGAGCCGCUCAAGAGGAAAGUUUACAGCGGCAGCUCAACAUUUGAACGCAUUAAGAAGAGUUUCGAUUUAGAAGCGGAAAUACCUAAACAAGCAAUGUUGGCUAAGAUACAUAGUUUGCGGCGUCGCGAGCGGCAAAACUCCAAUCCACGUCUGAAUAGCCGAAGCCAGGACUUGAAUCAGGCCUGCGGCGAUUACUUGAAUGGCGAUAAUGACUACUCUGCCGCUAACACUCAUGAGACUCAUAAAAAGCAAAUGAUUCUCAGCACAAUUGCGGAUUUGAAACGCAAUCUCGAAUCGCAGAGCGUCGAGUUGAAUGGCCUAAAUGAGGACUAAAACCUUGAGAUGCAUAAGUAAAGGAUAAAAUAAGUAAUAAGAUAAAAUAAAAGCCUGACAAUGACCCUCCAAGAUUUUUUUCGACUUCUAUGGAGUACCUUUUGUGGUGAAUUUUUUUUUCAAAUUUCUACAGAUAACACCAUUGACUAUCCAUCUCAAUUGUUUGCAUCAUAAAAUUUUAUUUGUAUGCUACAGAUUUUUAACCUCGGCGGCAAAAUAUUCGUUCAAAAGAAUCACCAUUACAAACUAACAGUUUAUAUGAUAUUGAAAAUGUAUUCGCCUUCUCUUUUGUGACUCGGGCGAUGCUCAAAAGAGCGCAGAAAGUGUUCGUCCCAAGCUGACUUGAUUGCGCUUUGUGUUGACAGUGGAAGAUAAUAUCCGAAAAUCAACGGGAACAAUGUGCUUUUGUUACUAGCGUUCUAAAGAGUUCAAAAGAUUUUAUCGCUCAUUCCAACUUCCUAUGACAAACAAUGCCACUGAUGCCAGAUAGAGACUGUCAGUCAAUCUGAUGAUAUCGGUGAUCUGAUCAGAAAAUCAGUUUGAAAGCAUUGUAAUGUCUAAUACCUGCUUUUUAAAUGAGGUUUAGAAGAGGAUCUGGGUUAUUAAGAAGAAUGAAAUAAAGUAGAGACUCACCUUAAAUUCUAUGAUCAUUAGCGCCCCAAAUGGUGUGUUAAGAAUUUGCAUCAACUCCAACAAGCAUGGAAAACUUAGUAUGGCACGUCUGUCACAGUCAUGCGGAAAUAUCGAAGGUAGAUUUAAGUUGCUCUUCUCCUUAAAUUUUGUGCCGAUGCAUGCUGAGUUUACGUCAUAUUAUUGGAAAGGAAAAAAUAGCCAAUGGUCUGUCUGAUAAGAGUACAUAUAUACUCUGGUCUUACCCUUAAUUGGAGCUGAUAGUGCCCGGUAGGCAUCAGAGUGGAAAGCACUGGUCAUGUUACCUACUAUUCAAGGCCAUUUCGUAAAAGAGGAGCAAGAGAAGAGCAGGCGCUUUUCUUUACAAUCUGCACCAUCCUGAGAGACCAACAAGCCAAUUUCUUCUUUUUCAACUGCUUCAGAGAUGGUUUUGACUGCUGCGUAUUGCAUAAAUAAUUUGCUUUUAUUUGUAUUCGUGAGUUUAAGCAGAUUUUUUUCAGUGCUUUCAGAAACAUACAAUAUUACCUAAUUUUUGGAUAAACGAAAUCCUUAAUUCUGAAAAGUUAAAAAAGAAAUUAUGAGUAAUUUAAAAAAAAACAGUAAGACAUGUUGAUUCGUUGAAAGGCAAGAUUAAUGACCCGACCGGGUUGUCACAGCUAAGGCAGUAAUUAUAUUUUUGGGAACA
Ceratitis capitata (Mediterranean fruit fly) is the source of this 7114-nucleotide messenger RNA. RefSeq lists its product as uncharacterized. The record is from RefSeq and is a predicted model, not a curated record. Lineage: Eukaryota; Metazoa; Arthropoda; Insecta; Diptera; Tephritidae. The transcript has 11 exons. Bases 1477 to 5799 code for a protein of 1440 amino acids.